Messenger RNA from Peromyscus californicus insignis, 16330 nucleotides. It is a transcript of the gene Hrnr, whose product is annotated as hornerin. Gene Ontology annotation, molecular function: transition metal ion binding; calcium ion binding. Gene Ontology annotation, biological process: establishment of skin barrier. NCBI's taxonomy places the organism in Eukaryota, Metazoa, Chordata, Mammalia, Rodentia, Cricetidae. Gene Ontology annotation, cellular component: cornified envelope; keratohyalin granule. The coding region runs from base 2611 to 15246 and encodes 4211 amino acids. The record is from RefSeq and is a predicted model, not a curated record. The transcript is spliced from 2 exons.
AGACUCCCCAGAGCUCACUGUUUAGGCAGUAUAGCUAAUUACUGACCACUGGCUCCAGUGGGAGACCCUGUCUCAAAAGACAAGAUGCAAUGUGAUGAAGAAAGAUGCCUGAAAUUGACCUCUAGCUUCUACAAGCAAAUAGACACACACACAUACACACACAAUUUUUGUAUCUUUUAUUUUUUACAGUGUUAAUAAUAAUAAAGUGGUUUGGCCGGGCAGUGGUGGCGCAUGUCUUUAAUCCCAGCACUCGGGAGGCAGAAGUAGGGGGAUCUCUGUGAGUUUGAGGGCAGACUGGUCUACAGAGUGAGAUCCAGGAUAGGCACCAAAACUACACAGAGAAACCUUGUCAAUAAUAAUAAUAAUAAUAAAGUGAUUUGAAAAACUGUGAAAUAUUAUAGUUGACAUAACUAUAAAAUCAGAAUAGGGAAAUAGCUCAGCCAGUAACAUGCUUGUCUCACAAGCAUCAAGACCAGAGUUCGAACUCUAGAGGAAGAAUACUGAGUGUGAUCGAGCAUGUUCGUAACCCCAGCUCCCUGGAAAGGAAGACAGGAGGAACCCUAGCUAGCCAAUCCAGGUUAAUGGUGAGUUCCAGACCAUUGAAAGAUCCUGUCUCAAAGAAGGUGAAAGAAACAUUGAGACGAGGCUUAGUGACACAUGCUUUUAAUCCCAGCACCAGGAAAGCAGAGAUAAAUAGAUCUCUACAAGUUUAAGACCAGCCUGAUUUAUGUAGCAAGUUCCAGCUAGGGCUACAAAGUGAGAUCCUGUGUCAAGAAAACAAGAAAAUGGAAGAUGGAUGGCAUUACUGAAGAUGACACCUAAAUUUGUCUUCUGGCCUACACACACACACACACACACACACACACACACACACACACACGGACCCAUGCAUUCACACAUUAACUUGAAAAUCAUGGACAAGUUAUGAUUCUCUCUUGAGUAAUACUGGAAACAUUUCUUACAGAAAGGCCAAAGUUAAUUGUGAAGAAUAGCAACUCAGUAGAUAGAUACUGCUAAAAGGUAAUCUAAGGGGGAAAAAAGAUGAAAUAGCAUGAUAUAUUGAAGUCAUUAACUCCAGAUGGACAUAAAAGUAAAUAUAUAUGUAUAGAAACAAUGGAACUUAAGAGAAGCCACAGGCAAGAUCAUGAGGGACCUAGAGAACAUAUGCUUCUUGCUAUGGUUACAUGGUAGUUAAAAUGAAAGUGACACUCACGAAUAGUUGUAAGUUAGAUAAGUUGAGUUAGACAAACAGAUGAAAAGAAGAGCCUCUCUACAGCCACUACUGACUCACAAGAGGUGAUAAAAUCAUGGCUGGAAACUCUUACAUAAAACUAGUUUGAAAUGGGUGCAUCUGACUAAGUGAUAUUUCAGGUUUCUUCUAAACAUCAAAUUCCAUGAUUUUUUGACAUUUAAGUUCUCAUGUCAUUCCAUUGAACGUCCUUUAAAGUAUAAUGCUGACUGUCAAUGCGGCAUUACAUAGUUGGGUGCACACACACACACACACACACACACACACACACACACACACACACACAAUUAAAAAAAUUAAAAAAGAAAAACCUUUCUGCAAAGUGUCCUGGGAGUCUGACAGGUGGGGCUGAUACUAGCCCAGAUUUGGGAACUGCUAUUGCAAUCUCAAGUUAACAUGUAAGGAAGUAAGAAGGUAAACACCUGGGAGGUGCAGAUGGAGAAGGAGCUGGACUUGUUUAGGAGUGAACUAGGACAUCUCAAAGAAAGCAACUCCUCCCUAAAAUGGACCAUCAUUGUCUCUAUAAAAAGGCCAGUGUUUCCAAUGAGCAGCACCCUGCAAGCAACAUCAAUCUCUGUCCUGCUGUUCCUCUGGUGACUUAGGUAAGUGAGCAGUUUCAGUUCUACUCAGUAUUUAGGUCUAUUAAAUACUAAAGUAAACAUUACACUCGUAAGCUUAUUUUUUUAGUAAAUUAUGGUGAACUUUGAUAUAAAACCACACUGUUUAUAGUACCUAUUUGAUAUCUUUCCUUAAGAGUUUAGGAACCUAGUAAGCCCUGGCAGUUUGUCUCUUUUUCUCCCUGCAGUAUAAGCAGAAAGCCCUGAGGAACAGCCCUACAUGAAGAAUGAAAACAUUCUUCUGAUAGGCGCUUCCUCGGCUCCUAUCACCUAACACUGUGGUUGGCUUGGCUCAUUUUUCCUACUUUAUUUAUCCUGGAAAAAUUUUGAGAAUCCAAGUCAGCCACUAGGUAUCUUUGGGUAGAUUUAGGCAUACUAUAUAGAGGAUAUGUCUGUCCCCUAUAGUGCGAUGGUUGAGACCUAGAAAGCAACUAAGGAGUUGAUGGAUGAGCACAUUCAGGUUUGCUAUAGCUUAAGAAUAAAUCAGGGAGCCCAACACAGAAAGUAUCCCCUGCAUUCAUUCAGGAAUUGAAGUAAGACAUAGGGCUUUUGCUCUAAUUUCAUCACUCUCUUGCUACAUAUCUGGAACAAGUUAUUCAACUCCAGAUUCAUUCUCAAUUAGUACAGGAAGAAAAUUAAUCAUGCCCGAUAAUUACUGCAAAUGACUUGAAGUAUUUAUGUGUUUCAGCAUUAAGAGAUGGAUCUCUUGUUCCCCCAUCUAGGUUAACUUCAAUUUACAACAAGAUGCCUAAACUCCUGCAAGGCAUUGUCACGGUCAUCGAUGUUUUCUACCAAUAUGCCACUGAACAUGGGGAAUGUGACAUGUUGAGCAAAAAAGAGAUGAAAGAACUUCUGGAAAAUGAGUUUCACCAAAUUCUGAAGAACCCAGAUGAUCCAGACACUGUAGAUAUCAUCAUGCAAAGUCUGGAUCAAGAUCAUAACAACAAAGUGGAUUUUACUGAGUAUCUUCUGAUGAUAAUCAAGCUGGCUCAGGCUUGUAACAAAAUUAUUGGCAAAGAUUACUGCCAAGCUUCAGGGUCAAAGCAGGGAAAUCACAGUCACCACCACCAAAAGGAACACAGUGAAAAAGACGAAGAUGACAAAGAGAAAGACGCCUCUUCAAGUUAUUCAAGUUCUAGUGCAGGAGAGAAUGAUGCUUAUUCCAGGGGCUCAAGAGGAAGCAAUAAACACAAGUCUACAAGGACCUCUAGAAAACCAAGGAAGGAGAAACACCAAAAUUCUGAAGAAAGGAUGAAAACAAACUCAAGUCAGUUAGAAAACAGUGACAAAUAUCAACAAGGUAAGCAUGAAUCUGGACCAACCCACUCAUCGAACCAGAGCAGAAGGAGUAUUAGAAAAAGGGAAGAUUCUGGCUACAGCCAAAAUGGCUCUACAUUAGAAGAGUCUGCUGGCUCCAGGAGACAAGGAUCUGGCCAACAUCACUCUUGUGGUAAUGGAAAACAUAAUAUUUCAUCUAGAGAAUCAUCACUCGGAGGCACAGGACAGUCUUCCAACUAUGAUACACAGAAAUCAGGAUCAAACCAGUCUUCCAGGCAGAGGACAAAUAACUGUGGGUCAGGACAAUCUUCUGGGUCACAAGAAUAUGGCUCUGGAUCAGAAACCCCUCCUGGCUCCACAGGACAAGAAUAUGGACAGGGUUACUCCUCUGGUUCUGGACAAUAUGGUGCUUCAUCAGGAGAGUAUUCAGGGAGUGGCCAGCAUGCUUCUGGUUAUAGUCAGUCUUCCAGCUCAGGCACACACUACUCAGGCACAAGCCAUACUUCUACCCAGAGGACACAUGGCUCUAGGUCAGGACAGUCUUGUGGUUCAGGUGAAUAUGGUUCUGCAUCAGGACAGUCUUCUGGCUCCACAGGACAAGGGUAUGGACAAGGUCACUACUCUGGUUCUGGACAUUAUGGUGCUUCAUCCGGACAGUCAUCAGGCUUGAGCUCAGGUCACUCCACUUCCCAUGGCACACAAGGAUCAGGAUCAAGCCAGGCAUCUAAGCAAAGGAGAAGCAGUUCUAGCUCUAGUGAGGCUUUUGGCUCCCAGCAACAUGGAUCUGGCUCAGGAGCGUCUUCUGGAUGUAGUCAACAUGGAUCUGGACAAGGUCAGUCUUCUAGUAGUAGGGAACAUGGUUCUUUGUCUGGACAGUCAUCAGGCAGUGGCCCGCAUGCCUCUCGUUAUGGUCAGUCUUCCAGCUCAGGCACACACUACUCAGGCACAAGCCAUACUUCUACCCAGAGGACACAUGGCUCUAGGUCAGGACAGUCUUGUGGUUCAGGUGAAUAUGGUUCUACAUCAGGACAGUCUUCUGGCUCCACAGGACAAGGGUAUGGACAAGGUCACUACUCUGGUUCUGGACAUUAUGGUGCUUCAUCCGGACAGUCAUCAGGCUUGAGCUCAGGUCACUCCAAUUCUCAUGGCACACAAGGAUCAGGAUCAAGCCAGGCAUCUAAGCAAAGGAGAAGCAGUUCUAGCUCUAGUGAGUCUUUUGGCUCCCAGCAACAUGGAUCUGGCUCAGGAGCGUCUUCUGGAUGUAGUCAACGUGGAUCUGGGAAAGGUCAGUCUUCUAGUAGUGGGGAACAAGGUUCUUUGUCUGGACAGUCAUCAGGCAGUGGCCCGCAUGCCUCUCGUUAUGGUCAGUCUUCCAGCUCAGGCACACACUACUCAGGCACAAGCCAUACUUCUACCCAGAGGACACAUGGCUCUAGGUCAGGACAGUCUUGUUGUUCAGGUGAAUAUGGUUCUGCAUCAGGACAGUCUUCUGGCUCCACAGGACAAGGGUAUGGACAAGGUCACUACUCUGGUUCUGGACAUUAUGGUGCUUCAUCCGGACAGUCAUCAGGCUUGAACUCAGGUCACUCCACUUCCCAUGGCACACAAGGAUCAGGAUCAAGCCAGGCAUCUAACCAAAGGAGAAGCAGUUCUAGCUCUAGUGAGUCUUUUGGCUCCCAACAACAACGAUCUGGCUCAGGAGCGUCUUCUGGAUGUACUCAACAUGGAUCUGGACAAGGUCAGUCUUCUAGUAGUGGGGAACAUGGUUCUUUGUCUGGACAGUCAUCAGGCAGUGGCCCGCAUGCCUCUCGUUAUGGUCAGUCUUCCAGCUCAGGCACACACUACUCAGGCACAAGCCAUACUUCUACCCAGAGGACACAUGGCUCUAGGUCAGGACAGUCUUGUGGUUCAGGUGAAUAUGGUUCUACAUCAGGACAGUCUUCUGGCUCCACAGGACAAAGAUGUGGACAAGGUCAAUACUCUGGUUCUGGACAUUAUGGUACUUCAUCAGGACAGUCAUCAGGCUUGAACUCAGGUCACUCCACUUCCCAUGGCACACAAGGAUCAGGAUCAAGCCAGGCAUCUAAGCAAAGGAGAAGCAGUUCUAGCUCUAGUGAGGCUUUUGGCUCCCAGCAACAUGGAUCUGGCUCAGGAGCGUCUUCUGGAUGUAGUCAACAUGGAUCUGGACAAGGUCAGUCUUCUAGUAGUAGGGAACAUGGUUCUUUGUCUGGACAGUCAUCAGGCAGUGGCCCGCAUGCCUCUCGUUAUGGUCAGUCUUCCAGCUCAGGCACACACUACUCAGGCACAAGCCAUACUUCUACCCAGAGGACACAUGGCUCUAGGUCAGGACAGUCUUGUGGUUCAGGUGAAUAUGGUUCUACAUCAGGACAGUCUUCUGGCUCCACAGGACAAGGGUAUGGACAAGGUCACUACUCUGGUUCUGGACAUUAUGGUGCUUCAUCCGGACAGUCAUCAGGCUUGAGCUCAGGUCACUCCAAUUCUCAUGGCACACAAGGAUCAGGAUCAAGCCAGGCAUCUAAGCAAAGGAGAAGCAGUUCUAGCUCUAGUGAGUCUUUUGGCUCCCAGCAACAUGGAUCUGGCUCAGGAGCGUCUUCUGGAUGUAGUCAACGUGGAUCUGGGAAAGGUCAGUCUUCUAGUAGUGGGGAACAAGGUUCUUUGUCUGGACAGUCAUCAGGCAGUGGCCCGCAUGCCUCUCGUUAUGGUCAGUCUUCCAGCUCAGGCACACACUACUCAGGCACAAGCCAUACUUCUACCCAGAGGACACAUGGCUCUAGGUCAGGACAGUCUUGUUGUUCAGGUGAAUAUGGUUCUGCAUCAGGACAGUCUUCUGGCUCCACAGGACAAGGGUAUGGACAAGGUCACUACUCUGGUUCUGGACAUUAUGGUGCUUCAUCCGGACAGUCAUCAGGCUUGAACUCAGGUCACUCCACUUCCCAUGGCACACAAGGAUCAGGAUCAAGCCAGGCAUCUAACCAAAGGAGAAGCAGUUCUAGCUCUAGUGAGUCUUUUGGCUCCCAACAACAACGAUCUGGCUCAGGAGCGUCUUCUGGAUGUACUCAACAUGGAUCUGGACAAGGUCAGUCUUCUAGUAGUGGGGAACAUGGUUCUUUGUCUGGACAGUCAUCAGGCAGUGGCCCGCAUGCCUCUCGUUAUGGUCAGUCUUCCAGCUCAGGCACACACUACUCAGGCACAAGCCAUACUUCUUCCCAGAGGACACAUGGCUCUAGGUCAGGACAGUCUUGUGGUUCAGGUGAAUAUGGUUCUACAUCAGGACAGUCUUCUGGCUCCACAGGACAAGGAUGUGGACAAGGUCAAUACUCUGGUUCUGGACAUUAUGGUACUUCAUCAGGACAGUCAUCAGGCUUGAACUCAGGUCACUCCACUUCCCAUGGCACACAAGGAUCAGGAUCAAGCCAGGCAUCUAACCAAAGGAGAAGCAGUUCUAGCUCUAGUGAGUCUUUUGGCUCCCAGCAACAUGGAUCUGGCUCAGGAGGGUCUUCUGGAUGUAGUCAACAUGGAUCUGGGCAAGGUCAGUCUUCUAGUAGUGGGGAACAUGGUUCUUUGUCUGGACAGUCAUCAGGCAGUGGCCCGCAUGCCUCUCGUUAUGGUCAGUCUUCCAGCUCAGGCACACACUACUCAGGCACAAGCCAUACUUCUUCCCAGAGGACACAUGGCUCUAGGUCAGGACAGUCUUGUGGUUCAGGUGAAUAUGGUUCUACAUCAGGACAGUCUUCUGGCUCCACAGGACAAGGAUGUGGACAAGGUCAAUACUCUGGUUCUGGACAAUAUGGUGCUUCAACAGGACAGUCAUCAGGCUUGAGCUCAGGUCACUCCACUUCCCAUGGCACACAAGGAUCAGGAUCAAGCCAGGCAUCUAAGCAAAGGAGAAGCAGUUCUAGCUCUAGUGAGUCUUUUGGCUCCCAGCAACAUGGAUCUGGCUCAGGAGGGUCUUCUGGAUGUAGUCAACGUGGAUCUGGGAAAGGUCAGUCUUCUAGUAGUGGGGAACAAGGUUCUUUGUCUGGACAGUCAUCAGGCAGUGGCCCGCAUGCCUCUCGUUAUGGUCAGUCUUCCAGCUCAGGCACACACUACUCAGGCACAAGCCAUACUUCUACCCAGAGGACACAUGGCUCUAGGUCAGGACAGUCUUGUUGUUCAGGUGAAUAUGGUUCUGCAUCAGGACAGUCUUCUGGCUCCACAGGACAAGGGUAUGGACAAGGUCACUACUCUGGUUCUGGACAUUAUGGUGCUUCAUCCGGACAGUCAUCAGGCUUGAACUCAGGUCACUCCACUUCCCAUGGCACACAAGGAUCAGGAUCAAGCCAGGCAUCUAAGCAAAGGAGAAGCAGUUCUAGCUCUAGUGAGUCUUUUGGCUCCCAGCAACAUGGAUCUGGCUCAGGAGGGUCUUCUGGAUGUAGUCAACAUGGAUCUGGGCAAGGUCAGUCUUCUAGUAGUAGGGAACAUGGUUCUUUGUCUGGACAGUCAUCAGGCAGUGGCCCGCAUGCCUCUCGUUAUGGUCAGUCUUCCAGCUCAGGCACACACUACUCAGGCACAAGCCAUACUUCUUCCCAGAGGACACAUGGCUCUAGGUCAGGACAGUCUUGUGGUUCAGGUGAAUAUGGUUCUACAUCAGGACAGUCUUCUGGCUCCACAGGACAAGGAUGUGGACAAGGUCACUACUCUGGUUCUGGACAUUAUGGUACUUCAUCAGGACAGUCAUCAGGCUUGAACUCAGGUCACUCCACUUCCCAUGGCACACAAGGAUCAGGAUCAAGCCAGGCAUCUAAGCAAAGGAGAAGCAGUUCUAGCUCUAGUGAGUCUUUUGGCUCCCAGCAACAUGGAUCUGGCUCAGGAGGGUCUUCUGGAUGUAGUCAACAUGGAUCUGGGCAAGGUCAGUCUUCUAGUAGUAGGGAAUAUGGUUCUUUGUCUGGACAGUCAUCAGGGAGUGGCCCGCAUGCCUCUCGUUAUGGUCAGUCUUCCAGCUCAGGCACACACUACUCAGGCACAAGCCAUACUUCUACCCAGAGGACACAUGGCUCUAGGUCAGGACAGUCUUGUGGUUCAGGUGAAUAUGGUUCUGCAUCAGGACAGUCUUCUGGCUCCACAGGACAAGGGUAUGGACAAGGUCACUACUCUGGUUCUGGACAUUAUGGUGCUUCAUCCGGACAGUCAUCAGGCUUGAGCUCAGGUCACUCCACUUCCCAUGGCACACAAGGAUCAGGAUCAAGCCAGGUAUCUAAGCAAAGGAGAAGCAGUUCUAGCUCUAGUGAGUCUUUUGGCUCCCAGCAACAUGGAUCUGGCUCAGGAGCAUCUUCUGGAUGUAGUCAACGUGGAUCUGGGAAAGGUCAGUCUUCUAGUAGUGGGGAACAUGGUUCUUUGUCUGGACAGUCAUCAGGCAGUGGCCCGCAUGCCUCUCGUUAUGGUCAGUCUUCCAGCUCAGGCACACACUACUCAGGCACAAGCCAUACUUCUACCCAGAGGACACAUGGCUCUAGGUCAGGACAGUCUUGUGGUUCAGGUGAAUAUGGUUCUACAUCAGGACAGUCUUCUGGCUCCACAGGACAAAGAUGUGGACAAGGUCAAUACUCUGGUUCUGGACAUUAUGGUACUUCAUCAGGACAGUCAUCAGGCUUGAACUCAGGUCACUCCACUUCCCAUGGCACACAAGGAUCAGGAUCAAGCCAGGCAUCUAAGCAAAGGAGAAGCAGUUCUAGCUCUAGUGAGGCUUUUGGCUCCCAGCAACAUGGAUCUGGCUCAGGAGCGUCUUCUGGAUGUAGUCAACAUGGAUCUGGACAAGGUCAGUCUUCUAGUAGUAGGGAACAUGGUUCUUUGUCUGGACAGUCAUCAGGCAGUGGCCCGCAUGCCUCUCGUUAUGGUCAGUCUUCCAGCUCAGGCACACACUACUCAGGCACAAGCCAUACUUCUACCCAGAGGACACAUGGCUCUAGGUCAGGACAGUCUUGUGGUUCAGGUGAAUAUGGUUCUACAUCAGGACAGUCUUCUGGCUCCACAGGACAAGGGUAUGGACAAGGUCACUACUCUGGUUCUGGACAUUAUGGUGCUUCAUCCGGACAGUCAUCAGGCUUGAGCUCAGGUCACUCCAAUUCUCAUGGCACACAAGGAUCAGGAUCAAGCCAGGCAUCUAAGCAAAGGAGAAGCAGUUCUAGCUCUAGUGAGUCUUUUGGCUCCCAGCAACAUGGAUCUGGCUCAGGAGCGUCUUCUGGAUGUAGUCAACGUGGAUCUGGGAAAGGUCAGUCUUCUAGUAGUGGGGAACAAGGUUCUUUGUCUGGACAGUCAUCAGGCAGUGGCCCGCAUGCCUCUCGUUAUGGUCAGUCUUCCAGCUCAGGCACACACUACUCAGGCACAAGCCAUACUUCUACCCAGAGGACACAUGGCUCUAGGUCAGGACAGUCUUGUUGUUCAGGUGAAUAUGGUUCUGCAUCAGGACAGUCUUCUGGCUCCACAGGACAAGGGUAUGGACAAGGUCACUACUCUGGUUCUGGACAUUAUGGUGCUUCAUCCGGACAGUCAUCAGGCUUGAACUCAGGUCACUCCACUUCCCAUGGCACACAAGGAUCAGGAUCAAGCCAGGCAUCUAACCAAAGGAGAAGCAGUUCUAGCUCUAGUGAGUCUUUUGGCUCCCAACAACAACGAUCUGGCUCAGGAGCGUCUUCUGGAUGUACUCAACAUGGAUCUGGACAAGGUCAGUCUUCUAGUAGUGGGGAACAUGGUUCUUUGUCUGGACAGUCAUCAGGCAGUGGCCCGCAUGCCUCUCGUUAUGGUCAGUCUUCCAGCUCAGGCACACACUACUCAGGCACAAGCCAUACUUCUUCCCAGAGGACACAUGGCUCUAGGUCAGGACAGUCUUGUGGUUCAGGUGAAUAUGGUUCUACAUCAGGACAGUCUUCUGGCUCCACAGGACAAGGAUGUGGACAAGGUCAAUACUCUGGUUCUGGACAUUAUGGUACUUCAUCAGGACAGUCAUCAGGCUUGAACUCAGGUCACUCCACUUCCCAUGGCACACAAGGAUCAGGAUCAAGCCAGGCAUCUAACCAAAGGAGAAGCAGUUCUAGCUCUAGUGAGUCUUUUGGCUCCCAGCAACAUGGAUCUGGCUCAGGAGGGUCUUCUGGAUGUAGUCAACAUGGAUCUGGGCAAGGUCAGUCUUCUAGUAGUGGGGAACAUGGUUCUUUGUCUGGACAGUCAUCAGGCAGUGGCCCGCAUGCCUCUCGUUAUGGUCAGUCUUCCAGCUCAGGCACACACUACUCAGGCACAAGCCAUACUUCUUCCCAGAGGACACAUGGCUCUAGGUCAGGACAGUCUUGUGGUUCAGGUGAAUAUGGUUCUACAUCAGGACAGUCUUCUGGCUCCACAGGACAAGGAUGUGGACAAGGUCAAUACUCUGGUUCUGGACAAUAUGGUGCUUCAACAGGACAGUCAUCAGGCUUGAGCUCAGGUCACUCCACUUCCCAUGGCACACAAGGAUCAGGAUCAAGCCAGGCAUCUAAGCAAAGGAGAAGCAGUUCUAGCUCUAGUGAGUCUUUUGGCUCCCAGCAACAUGGAUCUGGCUCAGGAGGGUCUUCUGGAUGUAGUCAACGUGGAUCUGGGAAAGGUCAGUCUUCUAGUAGUGGGGAACAAGGUUCUUUGUCUGGACAGUCAUCAGGCAGUGGCCCGCAUGCCUCUCGUUAUGGUCAGUCUUCCAGCUCAGGCACACACUACUCAGGCACAAGCCAUACUUCUACCCAGAGGACACAUGGCUCUAGGUCAGGACAGUCUUGUUGUUCAGGUGAAUAUGGUUCUGCAUCAGGACAGUCUUCUGGCUCCACAGGACAAGGGUAUGGACAAGGUCACUACUCUGGUUCUGGACAUUAUGGUGCUUCAUCCGGACAGUCAUCAGGCUUGAACUCAGGUCACUCCACUUCCCAUGGCACACAAGGAUCAGGAUCAAGCCAGGCAUCUAAGCAAAGGAGAAGCAGUUCUAGCUCUAGUGAGUCUUUUGGCUCCCAGCAACAUGGAUCUGGCUCAGGAGGGUCUUCUGGAUGUAGUCAACAUGGAUCUGGGCAAGGUCAGUCUUCUAGUAGUAGGGAACAUGGUUCUUUGUCUGGACAGUCAUCAGGCAGUGGCCCGCAUGCCUCUCGUUAUGGUCAGUCUUCCAGCUCAGGCACACACUACUCAGGCACAAGCCAUACUUCUUCCCAGAGGACACAUGGCUCUAGGUCAGGACAGUCUUGUGGUUCAGGUGAAUAUGGUUCUACAUCAGGACAGUCUUCUGGCUCCACAGGACAAGGAUGUGGACAAGGUCAAUACUCUGGUUCUGGACAUUAUGGUACUUCAUCAGGACAGUCAUCAGGCUUGAACUCAGGUCACUCCACUUCCCAUGGCACACAAGGAUCAGGAUCAAGCCAGGCAUCUAAGCAAAGGAGAAGCAGUUCUAGCUCUAGUGAGUCUUUUGGCUCCCAGCAACAUGGAUCUGGCUCAGGAGGGUCUUCUGGAUGUAGUCAACAUGGAUCUGGGCAAGGUCAGUCUUCUAGUAGUAGGGAACAUGGUUCUUUGUCUGGACAGUCAUCAGGGAGUGGCCCGCAUGCCUCUCGUUAUGGUCAGUCUUCCAGCUCAGGCACACACUACUCAGGCACAAGCCAUACUUCUACCCAGAGGACACAUGGCUCUAGGUCAGGACAGUCUUGUGGUUCAGGUGAAUAUGGUUCUGCAUCAGGACAGUCUUCUGGCUCCACAGGACAAGGGUAUGAACAAGGUCACUACUCUGGUUCUGGACAUUAUGGUGCUUCAUCCGGACAGUCAUCAGGCUUGAGCUCAGGUCACUCCACUUCCCAUGGCACACAAGGAUCAGGAUCAAGCCAGGUAUCUAAGCAAAGGAGAAGCAGUUCUAGCUCUAGUGAGUCUUUUGGCUCCCAGCAACAUGGAUCUGGCUCAGGAGCAUCUUCUGGAUGUAGUCAACGUGGAUCUUGGAAAGGUCAGUCUUCUAGUAGUAGGGAACAUGGUUCUUUGUCUGGACAGUCAUCAGGGAGUGGCCCGCAUGCCUCUCGUUAUGGUCAGUCUUCCAGCUCAGGCACACACUAUUCAGGCACAAGCCAUACUUCUACCCAGAGGACACAUGGCUCUAGGUCAGGACAUUCUUGUGGUUCAGGUGAAUAUGGUUCUACAUCAGGACAGUCUUCUGGCUCCACAGGACAAGGGUAUGGACAAGGUCAAUACUCUGGCUCUGGACAUUAUGGUACUUCAUCAGGACAGUCAUCAGGCUUGAACUCAGGUCACUCCACUUCCCAUGGCACACAAGGAUCAGGAUCAAGCCAGGCAUCUAAGCAAAGGAGAAGCAGUUCUAGCUCUAGUGAGUCUUUUGGCUCCCGGCAACAUGGAUCUGGCUCAGGAGGAUCUUCUGGAUGUAGUCAACAUGGAUCUGGGCAAGGUCAGUCUUCUAGUAGUAGGGAACAUGGUUCUUUGUCUGGACAGUCAUCAGGGAGUGGCCCGCAUGCCUCUCGUUAUGGUCAGUCUUCCAGCUCAGGCACACACUACUCAGGCACAAGCCAUACUUCUACCCAGAGGACACAUGGCUCUAGGUCUGGACAGUCUUGUGGUUCAGGUGAAUAUGGUUCUACAUCAGGACAGUCUUCUGGCUCCACAGGACAAGGGUGUGGACAAGGUCACUACUCUGAUUCUGGACAUUAUGGUACUUCAUCAGGACAGUCAUCAGGCUUGAACUCAGGUCACUCCACUUCCCAUGGCACACAAGGAUCAGGAUCAAGCCAGGCAUCUAACCAAAGGAGAAGCAGUUCUAGCUCUAGUGAGUCUUUUGGCUCCCAGCAACAUGGAUCUGGCUCAGGAGGGUCUUCUGGAUGUAGUCAACAUGGAUCUGGGCAAGGUCAGUCUUCUAGUAGUAGGGAACAUGGUUCUUUGUCUGGACAGUCAUCAGGCAGUGGCCCGCAUGCCUCUCGUUAUGGUCAGUCUUCCAGCUCAGGCACACACUACUCAGGCACAAGCCAUACUUCUUCCCAGAGGACACAUGGCUCUAGGUCAGGACAGUCUUGUGGUUCAGGUGAAUAUGGUUCUGCAUCAGGACAGUCUUCUGGCUCCACAGGACAAGGGUAUGGACAAGGUCACUACUCUGGUUCUGGACAUUAUGGUGCUUCAUCCGGACAGUCAUCAGGCUUGAACUCAGGUCACUCCACUUCCCAUGGCACACAAGGAUCAGGAUCAAGCCAGGCAUCUAAGCAAAGGAGAAGCAGUUCUAGCUCUAGUGAGUCUUUUGGCUCCCAGCAACAUGGAUCUGGCUCAGGAGCAUCUUCUGGAUGUAGUCAACGUGGAUCUUGGAAAGGUCAGUCUUCUAGUAGUAGGGAACAUGGUUCUUUGUCUGGACAGUCAUCAGGGAGUGGCCCGCAUGCCUCUCGUUAUGGUCAGUCUUCCAGCUCAGGCACACACUAUUCAGGCACAAGCCAUACUUCUACCCAGAGGACACAUGGCUCUAGGUCAGGACAGUCUUGUGGUUCAGGUGAAUAUGGUUCUACAUCCGGACAGUCUUCUGGCUCCACAGGACAAGGGUGUGGACAAGGUCCCUACUCUGGUUCUGGACAUUAUGGUACUUCAUCAGGACAGUCAUCAGGCUUGAACUCAGGUCACUCCACUUCCCAUGGCACACAAGGAUCAGGAUCAAGCCAGGCAUCUAAGCAAAGGAGAAGCAGUUCUAGCUCAAGUGAGUCUUUUGGCUCCCAGCAACAUGGGUCUGGCUCAGGAGGGUCUUCUGGAUGUUGUGUACAUGGUUCUGGACGUGGUCACUCCUCUGGUUCUUCACAAUAUGGUGCUUCAUCAGGACAGUCAUCAGGCUUGAACUCAGGUCACUCUACUUCCCAUGGCACACAAGGAUCAGGAUCAAGCCAGGCAUCUAAGCAAAGGAGAAGCAGUUCUAGCUCUAGUGAGUCUUUUGGCUCCCAGCAACAUGGGUCUGGCUCAGGAGGGUCUUCUGGAUGUAGUCAAAGUGGAUCUAGGCAAGGUCAGUCUUCUUGUAGUAGAGAACAUGGUUCUUUCUCUAGACAGUCAUCAGUCUGUAGUCAGCAUGGAUCUGGUACUGGUCAGUUAUCUAGCAGAGGCCAAAAUUGUUCGUCAUCCAGACAAUUACCAUUUUCUGGGCCAUCUCAAUGUAGCUCAGGUCAAUCCUCUAACUGUGAUCACCAUGGUUCUACUUCUUGGCAGUCUUCCUCCUAUGACCAGCAACGGCCUGGAUCAUAUCAGCCAUCCUCCUGUAGUCAUCAUGCAUCUACCUCUGGAGGGUCUUCCAACUCUGGCCAAUGUGGUUCUAGCUCAACAGGAUGUUCUGGAUUUGGUAACCAGGUAUCUAGCUCAGGUCAUUCUACUUACAGCCAACAGGGAUCCAAUAUAAACCAAUCCUCUGGCUAUGGACAAUAUAGUCCAAUAUCAGAACAGUCAUACUGUGGUAGUCAGUGUGGAUCUAAUUCAAACCAGUCUUCCUGUUGUGGUCAACAAGAGUCUGGUUCAAGUCAGUCUUCUUACUAUGGCCAACAUGAAUGUCCCUCAAGUCAUUAUUCUAGCCACAGUCAACAUAGGGCUGGAUGUAGCCAGAGUUUUAGCUCUGAACAAUAUGGGUCUGGUUCAUAUCCCUCUUCUAUCUCUAGACAAAAUUGUCCCAGAUCUGGUCUAUGUCCUAGUUCACCAAAAUAUGGGUCUGAUUCAUGUCAUUCAUUUAGUUCUGGAUCAUGUGGUUCUGGAUAUGGUCAAUAUUCUAGUUAUGAUCAGCCUCAAUUAAAUGGGAGAUGUGGAAACAAUUGGCAAUCUGGCUGUAGCCCCUCAAUUUGUAAUGAAAAUCAAUCAAUAAGUGUAUAUAGGAAAGUAGAAACCUCCUCAGGCUGUGACUUUGGACAUUUUACACCUUCACAUGCACAUAGUAGAUCCAAUACUUCUGGUCAAUUUUCACUUUGCAAUGUGGAUAAUAGACAAGGUGACUCUGACUAUCGGAGAAUCAGGGAAGGUAACUCUGGAAUGAGAAAUAGAGGCUUGGAUUCUCACAGUUUCAGUAGUAGCACUCCACUCUAUGAGUAUGUACAAGAGCAGAGACGCUAAUUCUCAAAGUGAGUAAGGAACUGAGGUAAAAUUAACUUAAAUGUUAAUUUAAGAAAUGAAAAAUUGUUGUAGAACUCAUCAUGCAAUUUCUUUCUCAAUAUGGACAUGUCUGCUCUCAUUCUUUUCUUUUAAAAUGAAAAUUAGCCUAUAUUCCUUGUUAUUGAGUUCCUCUCAAAUAAUGUAUGAUUUUUGGCAUACUUAUGAUCUAUCGCAAUAGAAAAAUACUUGGUUUUAGGAAAAUUAAGUGUUGAAGAUUAACUUAUAGAGUUUGGGUUUAGUUGGAUUAAGUUUAGAAGAAUAAUUUAAAGAGUUUGGGGUUUUGUUAAGGUAUCUGUCUAAAAGAUUAUUAUUUAGCUUGGGAUGAUGCUAAAGCUAAGCUUGUAGUUUUAAAGGGCAAUAUAUUAGUAAUCUAUUAUCAUUCCAGUUGUCAAAGCUUCAUCUUACAUCAACAUACAGUCCAAAUUUUAAUGUAUAUUAUGUUAGAUGGCAAGAGAUUGAGGGGGAAAAGGUAUAAAGUAUUGGUUUCUAUUUUUACUAAAAUCACCAAGAUACUUCUUCGGUACAUUUUAAAUCAGUAAGUAAACAAGUGGCAUUAAAAUUUUCUUCAGAUGCUUCUCCCUAGCCACUGGAAAAGAGGUACAUGACCAAAGGAUCCAUAUGUGGGCCUUUACUUUAUUUCAUCAAGAAAGAUCUUUGUUUUCAUUUGUAAGAAACUGUUUCAGAUUAGAAAAUGUUAGGCAUAUUAUACAUGGAAAUAUAAGUAGCUUACUGGUCCUCCUAUGCAGAGAUAUCAUCAAUAACCCAAUUGAAAGGAAGCUUGCCAUUGUUACAUAGUUCUUUUGACUGUAAUGGAUUUGUUUCUAAUCUUUCAAUUCAAAUAACUGGAUUGCAUUAAUAUUGACAAUAAAAUAGUAGUGAUUAAAUACUGAGAUUUGUCUUUCCUCUGCUUCACAUCACUUCUUUCACACAAGUGGUCAAAGAAAUCAAUGCAAGUAGCUAUUUCCCAAAGUCCCAUAAUCUACAGUCAAUCCAGAUAGAAAAUUUUAAAGUCUCCCAGCACUCUUUCCCUCCAUCCUCUCCCUAC